Messenger RNA from Siniperca chuatsi (mandarin fish), 4158 nucleotides. It is a transcript of the gene acsl3a, whose product is annotated as acyl-CoA synthetase long chain family member 3a. Gene Ontology annotation, molecular function: long-chain fatty acid-CoA ligase activity. The record is from RefSeq and is a predicted model, not a curated record. Gene Ontology annotation, biological process: long-chain fatty acid metabolic process; long-chain fatty-acyl-CoA metabolic process; neuron differentiation. Bases 475 to 2634 code for a protein of 719 amino acids. NCBI's taxonomy places the organism in Eukaryota, Metazoa, Chordata, Actinopteri, Centrarchiformes, Sinipercidae. Gene Ontology annotation, cellular component: lipid droplet; endoplasmic reticulum; plasma membrane. The transcript is spliced from 16 exons.
GCACAACAACACGACGCGCGUGUCACUUCCGGGCUCAGAUUGCAGAGUGCAAUAUCAACGUUUAGAUUAGAGCCGCUGGAUGAUUCAUUUCAUACAGGGCUUGAACACAGCGAGGUUGAAAGUCGGCUCUCCGCUGCUGUAGCCGGGAUAAACUGACACCCGGGCAGAAACAUUCACAGUGAGUGCACUGGAUACGGGGACUGCAGGAAGGAGAAGGAACAUUUGAAACACAGAGCCAGUCUGCUUGUCACACCAUGGUUUGCCAAUAACAAAAUUUCUCUUCUGCUUUUUGAGUAUUGUGGACCUGUGGGCAUUUUCUUGCCAGGAAGGGUGAGUCAAGCUCUCUAAAAGACAGAAGGGAUAGAAGAAAAGAGGGACUGACUGCAACAGCAGGAGUAGGAACUUUUUCUCACAACUCGUCUUCCUCCACACUCUCUCCUUGCUGCCCUCCAUCAUCUUCACAGCUUCACCAAGAUGAAGCUGAAGGAGGACCUGAACCCCAUGCUGCUGCUCCUCUUCCACCUCAUGGUAUGGAUCUACACCUUCAUCACCUUCCUACCAUCCUACAUCCUCAGCUGGGUCUCCAGGCCUGACGGGUGCUUCUACGGCUCCGAGGCGGAGCGAGCAAAGAGAGCGAAGGCCCGCUCGGUGCUGGGACGUCCCGAGGGACCCUACCGAGCGGUGAGCGCCACCAAGAGGUUGGUGACGUCGCUACACCCAGGAGUGGACACCCUGGAUAAGAUGUUUGAGUACGCAGCCAUGAGGUUCCCACACAGAGACUGUCUAGGGACGAGGGAGGUGAUCAGUGAGGAGGAUGAGCGACAGAGCAAUGGAAAGGUGUUCAAGAAGGUGGUUCUGGGUGAGUACCGCUGGCUCUCCUAUGAUGAAGUCCUCACGGCAGCGUCCCGACUGGGCAGUGGUUUGGCAUCACUGGGUCAGCGGCCCAAAAACAACAUCGCCAUCUUCUGUGAGACACGUGCCGAGUGGAUCAUCGCUGCCCAGGCCUGCUUCACGUACAACUUCCGAUUGGUCACCCUUUACUCCACACUGGGAGGUCCAGCCAUUGCUCAUGGGCUGAAUGAGACUCAGGUCACCCACAUCAUCACCAGCAGAGAGCUCCUGGAGACCAGACUCAAGGCUAUCCUAACUGAAGUUCCGAGGCUGCAGCAUAUCAUUGUAGUGGACAACACACCAGCCCAAUGGGCCGGCUAUCCACGUGGCAUCAGUGUCCACAACAUGGCUGAUGUUCAGAAGCUGGGAGCCAGGCCUGAGAAUGCAACACGUGAGCGUAAGCAGCCGCUGCCUUCAGAUAUUGCUGUCAUCAUGUACACCAGCGGAUCCACAGGCAUACCAAAGGGCGUCAUGAUCUCCCAUAGCAACAUCAUCGCUGGCAUCACGGGCAUGGCCGAGCGGAUACCCAACUUGUGUGAGGAGGACACCUACAUUGGCUACCUGCCUCUCGCCCACGUACUGGAGCUCAGUGCAGAGCUUGUGUGUGUUUCUCACGGCUGUAGGAUCGGUUAUUCCUCACCUCAGACUCUAGCUGACCAGUCAACCAAGAUCAAGAAGGGAAGCAGGGGAGACACCAGCGUCCUGCAGCCCACUCUGAUGGCAGCUGUCCCGGAGAUCAUGGAUCGUAUCUAUAAGAACGUGAUGACCAAGGUGGAGGAGAUGAACUGUGUCCAGCGAACACUCUUCAUUCUGGCUUACAGCUACAAACUGGAGCAGCUCGCCAAGGGAUACAGCACACCUCUAUGUGACAAGCUGGUGUUCAGGAAAGUUCGCUCUCUGCUGGGAGGUCGGACACGAGUCUUGCUAUCAGGUGGAGCGCCGCUCUCGGCCGCCACGCAACGCUUCAUGAAUGUGUGUUUCUGCUGCCCGGUAGGUCAGGGAUAUGGCCUGACAGAGACCUGCGGUGCUGGAACCAUUAGCGAGCUGUGGGAUUACAGCACUGGGAGAGUGGGAGGGCCGCUGGUUUGCUGUGAGAUCAGGCUCAAAGAUUGGGUGGAGGGUGGCUACCGUAGCACUGACAAGCCACAUCCAAGAGGAGAGAUUCUGAUUGGUGGACCCAACGUAACCAUGGGAUACUACAAGAACGAGAUGAAACACCAAGAAGAUUUCUUUGUAGAUGAGAACAGCCAGCGGUGGUUCUGUACAGGAGACAUCGGAGAGUUUCACGAAGACGGGUGCCUCAAGAUAAUUGAUCGUAAGAAAGACUUGGUGAAGCUGCAGGCAGGAGAGUACGUCUCCCUGGGAAAGGUGGAGGCCAUGUUGAAGAACUGCGCUCUGGUUGACAACAUCUGUGCCUAUGCCAACAGUGAUGAGACAUAUGUGAUUGGCUUUGUGGUGCCCAAUCAGAAGCAGUUGCUGGCUCUGGCUGACCAGUACGGUAUCCAAGGCUCAUGGGAGGAGCUGUGCAACAGUAAGGCCAUGGAGGAGCUGGUCCUCAAGAUCAUCACUGAGGCGGCUCUAGCAGCCCAGCUAGAGCGCUUUGAGAUCCCUCGCAAGAUCUGUCUGAGCCCAGACCCAUGGACUCCAGAGACAGGAUUAGUGACUGACGCAUUCAAGCUCAAACGCAAGGAGCUGAAAACACAUUACCAGGACGACAUUGAGAGAAUGUACGGUGGGAAAUAACGGACAGCAUUGUUCAUUCACAAAGUACAGACCAACACUUGACUCUCAACACUCCUAGUACCCUCUCACUGCUCCCCUAUAUCCUUCCCCAAGAACAUAAGAGCCACUGUGAUCUGUCAUAAACACUACUCUCAAAGAAAGAAGGACAAGGAUAGGGUGUUACCAAUUCCAACAUGGAAGCAGCUUUUACUUGAAUUUGUAACUAAAGACAGGCUGAAAAAGUGCUUAAAAGACAGAGUAAAACACAAAUGAUGUUGCCUUUUCCAUUUUUCCGCCCAGGUGUAUGACCUCUGUGUGGAGAUCUUUAUUGUUCCAGAUGUGAGUUAUGAAACAGAUGGUGUGUUAGCCUAUGUUGUCUGUUGAAUUCUUUCUGAGUGCCACAGCAGAAGCUCAGGUUGGGUUGACAGGUUGCUUUAUGUUCGCCCAUGAGACACUCGAUUGGUUGUGUAUGUCUCUAAAUCUUUCCUUUAGUUCAUUUUGAUCCUCUUUUAAACUUUUCGUAACUUAAAGGUUUCAAAUUCCUUCUUCCUGCAGGUCAGGAGACAGUUAACUCUUUUGUUUCUUUUUUGUUCAGAUGUUUUGAGUUCUUCUGUCAGUGGUUUAUUUAGUCUCCCACCCACAGUCAGCACAUCUUGAUACCAAAAGCACAGAGUCAUUUGAGGACAAAUGAGAGCAGGUUGCUAAAAACGCUAAGGUCAAAUCUGGUGUAACAAUUUAUAUCUUUUCAUUAUCAACAUUAAGGCCAUUGUCCUUUUUGAGGAAAAUGACAAAGAUUGCACCUAAUAGUCUUAUUUAAAAAGAAAAGAAACAAAGAUGCACUGUUGUUUAGUCUAUUGUAUUUUCCUACAGUGAUAGAGUAUACUUUUUUAUGUGCUGUACAGACCACAUUGUGCACAAAAAUGCACAUUUACAUAUUACAGCUGAAAUGUGUAAUCAUUGUCAUAUUUGAUAAAUCACAGUGCAAAAUGAAAAUGCAUAAUUUCUGUCCAAAUAAGGCCGUUAGGUUACAGACAGGACAUAAAUACAACGUUCUCAGCGUGCACGGGUGCACCGGUUGAAAAAUGAGCCCACUUUUAUAAGUGCGACUUCUGUGUGUAUGACUAACAUUUAUUCUGCAGGACUGUCAUUGCCAUCUCAAAGCCUUGUCAUCUGCACGAGUAUGACUAAGUGAGGGACUCAUCAUGUCCAUACAGGGCACAAACAUGGCCCCAGCAUCCCUCACAAUGUGACACCUAUUGCCUUCUCUUGUGAUUCUGAGUCACGUCUUUCUAAUUCCUGACUGAUUUUGAAUUUGAUGUUUCUCCUUAAUAGUACAUGUAUGUAUGUGGAGCUGUGAUUGGCAGAGGAAGCACAUGUAUUGCCUCUAUUUUAACUUAAGCUUUAUUAUCAUAGACCUGUUUUGGAGCUCCACUCCCUCUCUGUAUCGAGAGCCUGCCUUGUAACAUAAGUGCACCCAACUAUUUAUUUGUAAUUUGCAUUUGGAAAAAUACUCAAAUGACAUCAAUAAAGAUUGUGUUUGGUCUA